AUGGCGCAGAGUAGUGGCGUAGCGCCCGGGCAGGGCGAGUUAGCCACCCCGGAAAGGCGGCUGAAUUGCUUCGUGCGCUCCGUCGCGCUGAUUGAAAGGCUGGGCAACGCCCUCGGCACGCUGGCCUUCACCUGGGCAACCGUCGUCCUGCUGGGUGGCUACCCGACGGGGCUUCGUGGUCAAGAUGAUUUUUGGUUCGCCACCACCAUAUUUUUCCUCGAAGCUUUCAGGAUGUUCAGUCGCGACAACAGAACGGAUUACCGAUUGUUCUUUGGCACUAGAGGUGCUUUUAGACUUCUUGGCUGGCGGAGUUGGUUGUUUCUUAUAGUAUAUUUUAACGGUGUGAUGUUGUGCAUCCCUUUGCUCUCACCAGUAUUGUUCCCCUCACCAGUAUUGUUCCUCCCACUUCUGGGGAUACUAGUUGCCAUUGGCCAAUUUGUGUGUCCAGGAGCUCCAAAACUGCUAGCACGCAUCCCACUGUGGCUGCGGCGUGCGAUAGCAUUAUGGAGCCCCGUGGUCGCAAUCAGCUUACUGCUGGUCCCCUCUAUAGUACCACAACUACAAGCAUAUUAUUCUGGAAAUUACAUGAUCAGAUGUAUAGUGUACGCGGUGCUGCUUGCGGUGGUGCUCCUAGUGACAGUUAGCAGGAUGAGGUUCGCAGGUAUCAUCAGGCUAGUGAACAUUAUUCUGGGCAGGAAACAAGAGUUCUGGCAUCAUGUUGUUCUAAACUUGUGCAUGAUUGGUGCAAUUGUGGCAGCAUUUUCUUUCAACAGUGAUUAUUGGUAUUGGUCGGUGGCACUUAUAAUGAUCCCAGUGGAAACCAUAGUUUUAGCUUCAUUUGGCAACUUUCAGAUUCCUGCGGCGGUUCUCCGAGUGGUGCUUCCUCUUAUACGUUUUAAAUCCAUAUCAAGUGACUACGACGCUACACCAAGCCCUGCACCAUCACCGGCUUCGGCACCGGCACCAAGUGGUGAUGUAUACAAUCCUAGUAUAAUAAACCUCGCACCAUCUUUAUACAUCUUCUAUGGGAUGGUACUAGGCCAAGGAGCAUUGUAUCUCAUGGCAUGCGUGGUUGAGAUCUUCUCAUUCAUCCCUCGAAGAUUUCUCAUCCGCCAUGGGGGAUUCAAAGGUCAGUGGGGUGUGGAAUCUGUUGAUUUGUACUACUCAUAUGCCUUGGAGAAAUGCAUGGAAAGGAAUGUACUUGCUCCAAAGAUCAGCCUCUGCAACUUUGCCAUCGAUUAUCUAAACUCAGACUCAACCAAGAGGCAGUUCCAUGGGAUCCGGACUGCACACACCAUUCUACAGAGGGAUCCAACAAGGACACGGCUCCUUGUGAAGCUCAAAGCAUCAACCGAGACGAUGACCAGACUACUGAGAAUGUUGCACUGGACAGGACAAGAGAAUCAAACUACUAUUAGAUUGUGUGCGGCGAAGGUGAUUGAUGAGCUUGCGAAAAGCCUCCUAGUCGUCAAUAGCCCUGGGAUAGUUCAGAAUGUGUCUCUACUUUUGGAUUGGGGUAACCAACGUAAAAGAGUAAACCCACUUCUGGACGACACAGAUGAGGAAGAAGAACAACAAAAGGAUUUAUUUGUAAAUGUCACUGGUAACCGAACAGAAAGGGGAGAUGCAGUUGGAGACAGUGGUUACCUGCUCGAAACACAAGAGAGCUCAACCCAGCAAAUUGGUACUAGUAACAAAAAGAACUCCUGGAUAACCAGACAGUGGCGACAGGUUUCUGAAUUCUGGUCAAUUCCCCAGGAAGGACCACUGACAGAGCAGGAUCUUCUCCCAGUAAUUGGUAUGUCGAUUAUUGAAAGCUUAGCUACUUAUGAUCAAAGCAACUGUGCAGAGAUCAGCAGCGCGGGCGAUCUCAUUCGGAAGAUCACAAGAUUCACAAGCUUUUGCAGAACUGACACCAACUAUACUGACGCUGAAAAGAAGGUCCUAGUUCACUCAUCAUUGAAGCUAUUCUACAGGCUCACAAGCAUCGAUGGGGAGAUCGGCAUAACACUGCGGCACAAGAUAUCAGAACAUCCCUUUCUCCUGAGAAAUCUCUCAGAGGUCCUGGGAGACAUUACAAGUAACUAUGAGACGAGGAAGGUGGCGUCAGGAAUUAUUAGAAACCUUGCUAUCGAUGCAAGCAUGAGACUGGCAAUUGGGCGUGUUCAAAAGAUCAUUACCAGAUUGAUGCAUGCGUUUCUCACUCCAGAUGAGCCCUCCAGUAGUACGGGUGCAAGUGUUUCUCACUCCAGAGAAGCCCUAAGGAAGGUCGCAGGACAAGCAUUAGCAAUGUUGGCAAUAGGCAAUGUCGGCAACUGCCUGGCUAUGCUAAGGCAAACAUGGUAUUCAUUCAUCGAGGAACUCACAACCAUGGUCCAUGUUGAAAGGUAUAGAUGUGUUGCAGCAAGUUUGUUGCGGAGUGUGUGCAUGCACGCUCGACCUGAGCUCAACGAGACGGACUUGAGGCAACUAUCUUACAUCUCACGGAUGGUGCUAGAAAGAAUACUCUGUGCAGAGGGUCAAGAACUAGAAAUAUUCAUCGGCCUUAGUUCACAUAUAUAUGAAGCCAUCCCUGAGGAGUUCGCCCGAGAUUUUGAGUGUGGUCAUAUUAAGGAAAGAUUUGUGAAGCGGCUUGUCGACGCGCUGAAUGCAAACAUGGAGCCCAUUGCUAAUUGCCCUGGGAUCAGGAGAGUGAUACUUGAACAAGCCAUAAGGUUGAUGAAGCAGGACCCUAGUAAUGUAAAUUGUUUCCGCAAUCUCCGCAUGAUAGAGGUACUAUCGAGGGUGGAGGAGACCAUCUCAGAGGCGGAGAACUACACAAUCUUCAUGGGUGAUGUUGGGCUAAUGGAGGCAGGUGAACCUUUAUCCUCGCUUGUGGUGAGGGCUAAACAGCUACUGGACGUCCGUUGA
This is a messenger RNA of Miscanthus lutarioriparius, 2910 nucleotides long. Lineage: Eukaryota; Viridiplantae; Streptophyta; Magnoliopsida; Poales; Poaceae. The record is from the annotation of a GenBank genome assembly.